GCCGAGCGGGGCAGCGGGGCAGCGGGGCCUCCGGCGCUGAGCCCGCAGGGGUCCCGAGCAGGAUGGGCGCGCCGGCCUCCAGGCCGCUGGACAAGCAGCAGCAGCAGCGUGUGAGGGACCGCAUGGACGCGCUGCUGCGGACCUUCCUGCCCCGCUACCGCGCCCAGCUGGCGGCUGCCGUCCUGAGGCGACUCUCCGAGGAGCGGGGCCCGCGGGAGCCGGCGGGGGCGCAGCUGCUCCGCAGCGAGAAGCUGCCCCGGGUCCGCGAGCACCGAGGGGCCCUGGCGUGGCUGCAGGGCCGCCCGCCGCGGUGGCAGCCCGUGUUCUGCGUCCUGCGCGGGGACGGCCGCCUGGAGUGGUUCGGCCACCAGGAGGAAUUCGAGAACGGGGUUCGCCCACUGGGCUCCGUCGCCCUGACGGGGUUCGCGUUGGGGACCUCACAGCGGGACGUCCAGCUCGGCCCGCAGCUUGCAGGUCAGCUCAGCGCGGAGCACGGGGCGCCCGCCGCGCCCCCGGGCCGGAGCGGGGUGGGGGGACCCCAGAGGCCCCGGCCUGCCUCCUGUCCCGGAGGGAAGCGCACAGGGGCAAAGCCUGAGCCGGCAGGCAGGUGCAGGCUGGACGCCGGCCGGGCGCUGGCCGGGGCGCUGGCCUCCUUCCGCCCCGUGUCUUCGGCGGUCCCAGCGCGCUUCCCCUUGUGUCUGCGGCAUCCCUUCCGCCAGCCCCUCUGCUUCUCGGGCCCCAGUGCGGAGCUUCAGCGUGCCUGGAGGCUGGCCCUGCAGAGCGCCAUCCGGCUGCGGGACACCGUCCUGCAGCGCAGCCAGGACCCCGCGGCCCGCGCCUUCCUGGACGCCGUCCGACACUACCGACAGCACCAGGGCCACUUCGGGGAAGACGACGCGACGCUGGGCUCGGACGCCGAGGUGCUGACCGCGGUGCUGAUGCGGGAGCUGGUGCACGCCUUGGCAGCCAUACCCUGGAGCCCUGAGCGGAUGGAGAGGAUCUACGAAGAGGCCACGCGGCGCCGGGCGCAGCUGGAGGCGCUGACCGCCCCGUUCGGCUUCCAGGGCGCGCGGAGCCUAGUGUUCGGGGUUCAGGGUGUGGCGCAGCAGCUCAUGGCCGACGCAGUGGCCACCUUCUUGCAGCUGGCUGACCAGUGUCUGACCUCGGCUCUGGAGCCUGACCAGGCUUUAGGGCAGCUGGAGAGAGUCAGGAGCCUUGUGCUGAAGAAGCUCUCCUGGGACAGCGAGCAGGCACGGUGGAGGUGCUCCCGGGACUGGCUCCUGGCCAUCCUCCUGCCCUUCGCGCUGGGCCAGCUGGGCCAGGCCCAGGCCGAGCUGCUGGAGGCGCAGGCUGUGGCCACGGAGGGGGACGCAGCCACCGGAGUCUAUGAGGAUGUGGUCCGGGAGGUCUUGCUGCAGAAGAUCCAUGAUGAAUUGAGAAAGGCGCUCAGUGCCAGCACCUCCUGUCCUCUGACAGACUGUGCAGAGGCCCCAGGGGCCCAGGAGCAAGCAGGUAAGGCCCUGGGACUUGGCAGUGACUUGCUGGGGCUGGAGAGGCCCACGGGGUGUGGACCCCUCAUCUCCCAAGUUGGCCAAGUGGGUGCAGAACGGGACAGGAGCCAACAGCAAGGGCCCAGGAGCCCGGGCACCCAGGACACGCAUGAGGCGAAGCCCCCGGUACCGGAGCCCCGGGACGCGGCCUCCUUCCCGGGGCGGGUCUUACUCCGUCCCAGCUCCGGGCCCCGGGGGCGGGGCGGGGCCAGAGGGGGCGGGGCCUCGUUCUUCCGCGCCAGCACGUGA
Molecule: messenger RNA, 1799 nt
Organism: Dipodomys ordii (Ord's kangaroo rat)
Lineage: Eukaryota; Metazoa; Chordata; Mammalia; Rodentia; Heteromyidae
Gene: Niban3
Product: family with sequence similarity 129, member C
Exons: 13
Coding region: 63-1799 (578 amino acids)
Source: RefSeq, a predicted model, not a curated record